This is a messenger RNA of Parathielavia appendiculata, 2850 nucleotides long. Its product is annotated as acid protease. NCBI's taxonomy places the organism in Eukaryota, Fungi, Ascomycota, Sordariomycetes, Sordariales, Chaetomiaceae. Gene Ontology annotation, biological process: proteolysis. The coding region runs from base 154 to 2418 and encodes 754 amino acids. The record is from RefSeq and is a predicted model, not a curated record. Gene Ontology annotation, molecular function: aspartic-type endopeptidase activity. The transcript is spliced from 5 exons.
CAGCUGUAGUGACUAACUGGCAAAAGAAGGUUCAAACCCUCAUCGGACAGAGUGAUACUUAUUUCCAUUGAAUUCAUCUUGUUAGAGCAGUCGGUCUCGUAGCCGAAGCGUUCUGAGAGUCUUUAUCUCUCGCUCAGAUAUGGCUUCUAGGGCAUGUCAACAACAACAUCGAGUACAAUCAUGGAGGACGACUUCAACCUCUUUACUUCCAUUCGAUACGAUCCAGUACUGCUUCAGGUCCCUGCUAGAAAAUUGACUUAUGCCGGCUGGAACUGGGUCAACACAUCGCCUUUCUACUUGUUAGAUUACCAUAGGGACCGCAUGCUCCGAGCGGCCACUCACUGGGGUUGGGAUGCCGCCGUCAAGGCUCUCGAGGGAGACUUCGGUGUAGCGAGGCUAGCCGACAUCACUAUGCACAGUAUCGGGGACGACCAACAAUUUCCCCUGAGAGUGAGAAUAUCCAUCACGAAAGACGGCGAACUCUCCAUAAGCUCCGGGCCGGCUCCAGAUACGACCCUCGCAAACCUCUUCCCCGAACAUCUACCUCCUCCAAAAGAAGCUCGCAGUGACAGGCUCCGCGGAAACAUUCCCUCCAAAAUUCCAACCUACGAGGUUCUGGUCGACAGUCCACAGACAAGCCGCUCCGAGUUCACUCACUUCAAGACGACGAAGCGGGCCGCUUACGACGGCGCCAGGCAACGAGCCAAAAUCAAUCCUGCUGACCUGAAGGAGGUUCUCAUCGUCAACCGGGCGAAUGGUGCUGUGAUGGAGGGCUCCAUCUCAACUCCCUACUUUUGGAGAGGAGGGAGUUGGGUGACUCCCCCUGUGAGCAAGGAGUACAGCUUGGAGGAGGGAUGCGGAGGCCAGAACGGGACAUCCAGGAGGUGGGCACUCGAACGAGAUCUCGCUGUCGAAGGCACAAUACUGGCCGACUCGCUCGUGGAUGGCGAAGAAUGCUGGCUGAGUAACGGACAUCCUCUGACCACCUCUCGACAAUUCUCCCACACGUCGAUCAACAAACCCCUCCGCUUUGUCACAAUGGCCACGUCAGAGUCCGCCCUCACCGCGAUGCUCAAGAUGUUUGAACAGCAGGAGAAACUCCGCGGCGAGCUCGGCCUGCAAAAGAUCAAGGCGAAUCUCAACAGUAAAUACCAGCGCCAUGGCACCAAGUCCUACGUCUCGGCAAUGGAGCGCUUUGGCUUCCAGCCCACCAAGCCUGGCCCCUACUUCCAGAAGUUCACCAAGGCUGAUGAUGCCACGCCCGGCAGAGCUGCUCCGGGUGUGAAGCCCGGCCAUGUCUGGGAGGGCACACUCAAGAAGGUCAAGGACGAUGACAAGCCGGGUGAAGUCACUGCCCAUGAUGUGCAGAACGACACCGAGUACCUGUGCGAGGUCUCAAUCGGCAAUGAACCGCAGAAGGUCAUGCUGGACUUCGACACCGGCUCGGCCGAUCUUUGGGUGAACCCCAAAAGCUUCGACCCCAAGAAGUCGUCAACGUUCAAGCUCGCAGAGGCCAAGACCUGGCAGAUCCAGUAUGGCGACGGCAGCUCGGCCUCGGGCAUUGUCGGCACCGACCUCCUUACGGUCGGCGGGCUCGUCAUCAAAGACCAGGCCAUCGAGGUCGCCACAGACAUGUCGGCCGAAUUCGCCAAGGAAACCACCAUGGACGGUCUGCUCGGCCUGGCGUUUGGCAAAAUCAACACGAUUCAGUCGAACGGUGAGCCCGAUCCCCAGCCCACCGUUGUCGAGAACAUGAUUUCCCAGGAAGACAUUCCCAAGAACGCUUCGCUGUUCACCUCGGCGCUGUACAGCUCCAGAGACCCGACGGAGCAAUCGUUCUACACAUUCGGAUGGAUUGACCAGGAUCUCGUCAAGGAAUCUGGCGAGGACAUUCACUGGACCAAUGUCAACGCCAACGAUGGCUUCUGGAUGUUCAAGAGCGAGAAGGCCUCAGUCAACGACAAGGUCAUCUCCCUGGUCGGUAACAACGCCAUUGCCGACACGGGCACAACUCUCGCCCUGGUUUCGGACGUUGUCUGCGAAGCCUUGUACGCCCAGAUUCCGGGUGCCGAAUAUUCGGAGCAGUACCAGGGCUACACCAUUCCCAAGGACAUCAGCGUGGAGGACCUUCCGGAACUCAGCAUCGCUGUCGGCGGCCAACACUUCAAGGUUCAGAAGCACGACCUUCUCUUUGCCAUGGCUGACGACAAAGUGUGGUAUGGAGGUGUUCAAUCCCGUGGUGAGAACCCAUUUGACAUUCUGGGUGACUCGUUCCUCAAGUCAAUCUACGCGAUCUGGGACUUGGGGCACAAGCGCUUUGGUGCCGUUCCGAAGCUUGAGAAGGUUGUGAGCAACGGGGCAUCGCCGAAGCUCAAAUCUGUCGGUGACUUGGCGGUGCACGAUGCCGUGCUCAACUAGAUGUGGCGGGUAUUUGUGAAGAAGCUGGUAUUCGUCAUCCGCAUUCUCAACCAUGGCAGUUGCUGGGUGGUGCAAGAUGUUGUGUGCAACUGGAGGAGGCUGGUAUUCGUCGUUUGCUUUCACUUCUUUAUCGAGGCUUGCAGGAAAGAUUCUGUGGUAUGGCAGUGUGAUGGAGACACGGGAAUGGAAAUUGUAACUUGCACGCUCCACUCCUUUCGACGUUGGCAGCGUGGGCAAUGGACAGAUCCUAGCACCUUGAUGAAUAUGGUUCUCAUUCUCUUUCUCGGCCAUGUCCUCCAUCAUAUCUUGAGUUUGAUGUUAAGUUUGAGUAUAUUAGUAUGGUCCAAGUGAACGGCGCGAAGUGGAGGAGUUGAUUCAAGAUGGCGGCGAGAGGCGGAAGGAGGAGAAGGCUUUUGAUACGGUAGCGCGCGG